AUGCACCUUGAGACCUGUGGGGAGCCUCUGUCAUCAUUGAGGACCACGGUGGAGCUGCAGACUAGUCACAUUGGAAAAGGCUGUGACCGGGAGACCUACUCUGAAAAAUCUCUUCAGAAACUCUGUGGUGCCUCAUCUGGCAGCACUGACCUUCUUCCAGCCCCAAGUGUUGCCACCAAUUGGACAGCUUCUUUGGUGUCUGACAGCGGCAGGGACAGUGAUUUGAUCUUCAGAUUUGAUGGUCAUCAGGCAGCAAAAAUACCAGACUGGGUUGUUCCCCAGAAUCUGACAGACCAGUUCACCAUAGCAACAUGGAUGAAGCAUGGGCCUAGCCCUGGGCUCAGAGCUGAGAAGGAGACACUACUCUGCAACUCAGAUAAAACUGAGAUGAAUCGCCAUCAUUACUCGCUUUAUGUCCAUAAUUGCCGACUAGUAUUCCUGUUGCGGCGAGACUUCACUCAGGUGGAUACCCUCCGACCAGCAGAGUUCCACUGGAAACUGGAGCAGAUAUGUGACAAGGAGUGGCAUUACUACGUCAUUAACGUGGAAUUCCCAGUGGUGACACUCUACGUAGACGGAGUUACAUACGAUCCUUACUUGGUGACAGACGACUGGCCCAUCCAUCCAUCACAGAUUGAUGUACAGCUCACAGUUGGUGCCUGCUGGCAAGGUGGAGAAGUGUCAAAGCCACGGUUCACUCAAUAUUUCCGGGGAAGCCUAUCUGGACUGACCAUCCGACCAGGGAAGAUUGAGAGCCAGAAAGUAAUUUCCUGUCUGCAGGCGUGCAAAUGCAAAGAGGGACUGGACAUUAAUUCCCUUGAGAGCCUGGAUAAAAGUAUAAAGUUCCACUUUAACCCAGCUCAAUCCAUCCUGGUAAUGGAGGGAGAGGACUUGGACAGCAUGAACGCUGCCAUGAGAAAAGUUUCCUAUAUAAACUCCCGCCAGUUUCCCACACCAGGCAUAAGGCGCCUGCAGAUUUCGACUACUGUUCAGUGCUUUGGUGAGGACACUUGUAUCACCAUACCAAGCAUUGAUGCCGUCGUGAGGGUGCUGCAGCCCAUUGAGCCCAGGAUCACCAUCACUGGAGUGGAGAGACUCAGCCGACCUGCCUCUGACUUUGAAUCUUUCAGAGGCAUUCCUUUGUUCCAGGAUCUUCACAUCAUUAGUACAGUCACCAAGGCUGACACCAUUGUAUAUCGUGCAGCACAUCAAUCUGGGAUGCUGGGGGAAAUAAUUCACAACUUGGACUACUGUGAUAUCGUGGUGUUGGGGGAAGAAUUGGUCCCAGAACAAGAAACUCUCCAACUGCAGCGAAGCUUACUGCUUGGAAAACAUCUGGAUGCCACCAACUCUACCUCUGGCAUAUCCAUAUAUGGUGUCGACUCCAUGGUAAACUAUGAGCAGGUCAUCCGACAGGUACGCUACCACAACUGGCAGCCAGAGCAGCUAAUUGAGAGAGGGUUUCGUCUGACCUGCUCAGAGCUCAAUGGACGCUACACCAGCAAUGAAUUCAACCUUGAGGUGAGUGUCUGGCACAGUUCAGAGACCAGAGAACACAUCAGCCACAUGAUAGCAUCACCUCAGUAUAUGCAGGUGGUCCACCAUCCAUCGAUGAUCAACGAAUUAUAUCCCAACCAUGUUUCUGGCGUACCAAGCGCUGCCACCAUGGUAAUCGUAAUAUGUAUCGCAACCCUUGUGAUAGUGGUGGUGCUGGGUGUAUAUCGCAUCCAUCUGAUGCACCAACAGGAGGUGAAAUUGCCAGAGACAGCAAGAGAGGCAGACGUGACUUGGGAUGACUCAGCUCUGACAAUCACCGUGAACCCGAUGGAGAAUUUUGUGGAACCCCAGACUGCAGAGGAGGAGGCUAGUGAAGCAGAGGAGGAUGAAGAAGAGGAUGAGGAAGAUGAAGCAGAUGGAGACGACAUCACCAGCGCUGAGUCAGAUGACAGUGAGGAGGAAGAAGAUGUGGAGCUACCCAUGGUGCAACAGUCAAAAAAGAAGGCUCAAAGCUGGAAGAAAACAAUAUCUUAUUAA
Molecule: messenger RNA, 2034 nt
Organism: Menidia menidia (Atlantic silverside)
Lineage: Eukaryota; Metazoa; Chordata; Actinopteri; Atheriniformes; Atherinopsidae
Source: the annotation of a GenBank genome assembly